Molecule: messenger RNA, 1101 nt
Organism: Naegleria fowleri
Lineage: Eukaryota; Heterolobosea; Eutetramitea; Acrasida; Naegleriidae
Exons: 1
Coding region: 1-1101 (366 amino acids)
Biological process (GO): regulation of actin filament polymerization
Cellular component (GO): cortical actin cytoskeleton; plasma membrane; actin filament
Molecular function (GO): actin filament binding
Source: RefSeq, a predicted model, not a curated record
AUGAACCAACUCUUCGCUCAAUGGGACUCUAUUCAAGAAGCCAUCAAUGAUGUGAGAUCCGAUCAAACCCCAACCAAUUGGAUGGUUUGUGGUUAUGUCAAUGGUGGAAUCAAAGAAUUAGAGCUUAAAGGAAAGGGAGAAGGAGGCGUCAAUGAAAUGCGUGAGCAAUUUAAAGCCAACAAUGGUUACUACGGAUUGGCUCGUAUUGAAGAAAUGAUUGAUUCCUCUCUCACCAUUAAAUUUGCAUUUGUAAAAUUUGUUGGAAAUGAAAUGAAACCCAUGUUACGUGCUGGUAUUACUCCACAAGUUGGAGAAAUCACCACUCGUUUCAAACCCUAUCACGUCGAUAUGUACAUUACUGAAGUAGAUGAAAUUUCACAAGACAUUGUUGAAGAUUUAGUUGGAAAGGCAUCCAUGUCACGUACCAAAGUGAUGGAAAAACAUGAAGGAGAAAAGAUUCAACGAGACAAUGAAGAGAGACAAGCAAGAAGAAAUGUUUCUUCUUCAGGAUUGAGUCCUACAGCCACCAGUAGUAGUGCCACCACUACCACCACUACAUCAACUGCCACAACAACAACAAGCUCACCAAAACCAGUGAGAUCUCAAAGUACAAUUCCUCGCUCCCCUGCUACUCAAAGCUCUUCUCCAAGCGCUGGAGGUGAACUUGAAUUUGAAAACUUGGAAGAAAUUCAACAAGCCAUUCGUGAUGUGAGAUCGGAUCAAACAGAUACCAAUUGGAUGGCAGUCACCUAUGUUCCAAACUCAAAGACCAAGAUGCAUCUAUUGGGAUCUGGAAAUGGUGGUGUUGAAGAAAUGAAAUCUCAAUGGAGUUCGAAUGGAGUUUAUUUCGGAUUGGUUCGUGUGACUGAAAUUAUUGAUGAAUCAGAGACUGUGAAAUUUGUGUUGGUUCACAUGUUAGGAGAUUCCACACCAAUGAUGUUGAAAGCUCGUGUUUCUACUCAUAAGGGACAAGUGGAGGCCUUGUUGCAACCUUAUCACGUGACCUUAUUUGCAACCAAUGUGGAUGAAAUUACACAAGAUGAAAUUUCUACUCUUGUUGCAAAGGCCUCUCAAUCCUACAAGUGGGAAAUUAAAAAGUAA